Molecule: messenger RNA, 1128 nt
Organism: Prunus armeniaca (apricot)
Lineage: Eukaryota; Viridiplantae; Streptophyta; Magnoliopsida; Rosales; Rosaceae
Source: the annotation of a GenBank genome assembly
AUGACCGGGCCGCCGUCCUCUUCCUACCCUGGCCAGGUCCCGCCGCCAGCCGCCGUGAUUUCGCAGGAAAAUCGAAGAGAAAAGCUCGGUUUCGCCCAAAACAUCGUCGGCUUCGUUCUCCGUCGUCCGGCCGCCAUUUUUGGCGAUCAAGGAUGUCUGAUUUUCGAAUUGGAUUUCGGCCGGAUUUCGAGGGGAGAUUCCGGCCACUUCCGGCACCCACGCGCUGCCGGCGCGUGUGGCGGCGCGUGGGCUAGGAAAAUGGACCGGCUCGAGGUUCUAAAAUCAUCUCCUGGUUCUCACGAGCGAGCCCAGUGUGAGGUCGCACGCGUCUUUGGAUUAGCCGGCGUGUUGACAGACCCCAUACGUGGCCGGGCCCAGUGUGAGGUCGCACGCGUCUUUGGAUUAGCCGGCGUGUUGACAGGCCCCAUAAGAGGCCGGGUGGAAAUUUUGGGGAAUGUUCAAUUUACAGGGGAGACUCUGCCGAAAUUUUGGCAGAAAGUCUCGUGCCCUAAAUCCUCUCUGGUAAAAGAGGACAUAGUUUUAAGGAGUAAACCCGGCGUGAGUGUGAUGCCGGGGUCUCUGCAGGGUUCGUCUCGGGUUCCGGGAAAUUCGGGGCGGGUCCUGUCAUCAAUCCUCGCUGAUGGUAUCUACCCUAGGUGGACAACAUUUGUGAAAUCAAUUCCGCAUCCCCGAUCCCACAAGGAAAAUUUUGUUGCAGCCUAUCAAGAGGGGUAUAGAAAAGAUGUGGAGAGGUGCUUUGGUAUCCUUCAAGCCCGGUGGGCAAUUAUCAGGGGAGCGGCACGUCUAUUUGAUGAGGAGGUGCUUAGGAGUAUAAUGAUGACUUGUAUCAUCCUCCACAAUAUGAUUGUGGAAGAUGAGUAUGAUUACAAUGCUGCUGAAGAUGAGUAUGAACCAGAUCCAAUGAACACCGCCUUAACACGAAUUUAUGAAAAACCUAUGGGGCCAAAUGGAGAACCAGUGCAGCAUGAUCCGUUAGUUAUAGACAAUAGUUUCAUGCAUCGGAUGAUUGAGCGCUACACGGAGAUGCAAUCGUCAUAUAUUCAUGAACACCGUCAAAUGGACUUGAUGGAGCAUUUGUGGGUGGUGAAAGGCAAUGAAGGACAAUAA